Molecule: messenger RNA, 1888 nt
Organism: Delphinapterus leucas (beluga whale)
Lineage: Eukaryota; Metazoa; Chordata; Mammalia; Artiodactyla; Monodontidae
Gene: RIOK2
Product: RIO kinase 2
Biological process (GO): protein phosphorylation; maturation of SSU-rRNA
Cellular component (GO): cytosol; nucleus; preribosome, small subunit precursor
Molecular function (GO): ATP binding; protein serine/threonine kinase activity
Source: RefSeq, a predicted model, not a curated record
AGCCGCCCGGCCGCUGUGAGGCGCGGGAGAAGCAAGAGUGCCAGCUUUCCUAUCGCUGUCUGAUUGUUGAAACAGGAUUCUGGCCUGGGUCCGGGGCCGCCAUGGGGAAGGUGAAUGUGGCCAAGUUGCGUUACAUGAGCCGGGAUGACUUCAGGGUCCUGACCGCGGUUGAAAUGGGCAUGAAGAACCAUGAAAUUGUUCCCUGCAGUUUGGUUGCUUCUAUAGCCAGCCUUAAACAUGGUGGUUGUAAUAAAGUUUUAAGAGAACUAGUAAAACAUAAACUUAUAGCUUGGGAGCGAACCAAAACUGUCCAGGGCUAUCGGUUGACAAAUGCAGGCUAUGAUUACCUAGCUUUGAAAACACUUUCUUCUAGACAGGUGGUUGAGUCUGUUGGAAACCAGAUGGGUGUUGGCAAAGAAUCUGAUAUUUACAUUGUUGCAAAUGAAGAAGGGCAGCAAUUUGCAUUAAAGCUUCACAGACUGGGAAGAACGUCCUUUCGAAAUCUGAAAAACAAGCGUGAUUAUCAUAAACACAGGCAUAACAUGUCUUGGCUUUAUUUAUCUCGUCUCUCUGCCAUGAAAGAAUUUGCUUAUAUGAAGGCAUUGUAUGAAAGGAAAUUUCCAGUUCCAAAGCCAGUUGAUUAUAAUCGCCAUGCAGUGGUCAUGGAACUCAUAAAAGGCUAUCCUCUAUGUCAGAUACACCAUGUUGAAGAUCCUGCAUCAGUAUAUGAUGAAGCUAUGGAACUAAUUGUUAAACUUGCAAAUCAUGGGCUAAUUCAUGGAGAUUUCAAUGAAUUCAAUCUCAUUUUGGAUAAAGAUGACCACAUCACCAUGAUCGAUUUUCCACAGAUGGUUUCAACUUCUCAUACCAAUGCUGAAUGGUAUUUUGACAGAGAUGUUAAAUGCAUCAGAGAUUUCUUCAUGAAACGUUUCAGCUAUGAAAGUGAGCUUUUCCCAACCUUUAGUGAUAUCAGGAGGGAGGACUCUCUUGAUGUAGAGGUUUCUGCCAGCGGCUACACAAAGGAAAUGCAGGCAGAUGAUGAACUACUUCAUCCAGUAGGUCCAGAUGAUAAAAAUAUUGAAACACAGGAGGGAUCUGAAUUCUCAUUUUCUGUUGAAGAGAUAUCAGAAAAAGCAAAGGACUGUAGAUCAGAUAUUGAAAGUGGACAGAACUCUAUAGGUGAAUCAGUUGACUGCUGUUACAGAUCAUCUGGAGACCUGGAACAAAUAAAGGAAGACAGUUUGUCAGAGGACAGUGCUGAUGCACAUAGUUUUGAAAUGACUGAAUUCAAUCAGCCUUUAGAAGAAAUAAAAGCGCAGGUUGUUACAAACAGUUCUGUAACUGAGUUUUCUGAGGAGAAUAGCAGAACUGAACAUGACACCAGGCAAGAUGAUAAGACAGGUCAAGGUGGAAUCCUCAUGGGCUCUGAGGAGUAUGAAGAUGAGUGCCCUCAUAUGAUUGCCUUGUCAUCAGUAAACAAAGAAUUAAGGCCUUUCAGAGAUGAAGAGAAUAUGGAAGAUACUAACCAACAUAGAACAAGAACUCUGAGUGUUACUUCUGCGGGCAGUGUGUUAGGCUGUUCAACAAUUCCUCCGGAAUUGGUGAAACAGAAGGUGAAGCGUCAGUUGACAAAACAGCAAAAAUCAGCUGUGAGACGACGAUUACAGAAAGGAGAAGCAAAUAUAUUUACAAAGCAACGGAGAGAAAACAUGCAAAAUAUUAAAUCAAGUUUGGAAGCAGCUAGCUUUUGGGGAGAGUAAUAUAUUUAAGAACUUGAAUAUUUUUCAGAAAGUUACUAUGAUCCCUUUUUAAGCCACCUUUAGUAUUUUUUGGACCAAGGCAGAUAUAUAUAUAUAAAUAGAUAAGUAGACCCUCUUUCAUCAAUAAA